Molecule: messenger RNA, 2232 nt
Organism: Amoebophrya sp. A25
Lineage: Eukaryota; Dinophyceae; Syndiniales; Amoebophryaceae
Source: the annotation of a GenBank genome assembly
AAAAACAUCAAUAAUACUCUUGGUACUCCGUGUUCUCGGACGUAUAUCAGUCCAAACGCAGGGCCUCGUCCAGAUAGUGUUGAUCUUGAAAAAAUCGACCGUUUCAACAAACGAACAAAAAGUGCAAUGUUGUCAAGGAACACGACGCAAAGUUCUAUCAAGGAAGACACCAAUUCUGUCCGCGAGAAUUUGAUAAAAGCAAUGACGCGCACGAACUUCGUAUGCUAGUAAACAACAGGUAAGAUGACCUACUUGUUCCCCUGGUUCCAACCCAUUCCUGGUUUCCGUUUCAUUCUAGAUUCGAUGCAGCUUGUACAAACAGUAACAGAUCAAAUAAUGAUGAGUGUCGACUUGAGAGUAGACACGGCAGGAAGAAACACAAUUGUUCUUGAUCCUUCUGAUAACCGCAACUGCGCAUUGUGUCGAAGAUCGUGCGUUGAGGACUCUCUUUGUUGGAGAAGAAUCCUAAUCCUAGUCGUCAUGUUGCGUCAAAAAAAAGAACAAGAAAGUAAAGUUCCUAGAAAAUGUCAGAAAGUGAGAGGAAAUGCUCAGUGAUGGUAAUCGACAACAAGAGGUGCUGUCCGAAGAUGUGAAACGGCAAUGAACCCAUAAGAAAAUUUUUGAGUGAAUCCAAAUCGGACAAUACGAAAAUUCCAUCAAUGGCGUUCCGCAACACGGUCAAAUCGCCGUAUGAAGAGAAUUAUGCAACACGUUGUUCAUGCAACAACAUCUUUGUUUUCGUGUCGUUUGAUCUUUUGUAAUGACGACAAAUACGAAGUACCUGUAUGAUGGAUCUUCUUGGUUCUUAUAUCUAAAAAUUGAAUGAAAAAAUAUGGAUCGUCAUCAUUUUCGGUUGUACCUGUUGAUGAUGAGUAAUAUCUGCAGGUCGACUAUGUUGGAUAAAAUUUCCUUUUGUUGUUCUGGUCAUUCACAAUUGUCUUGAUCGGUUUUAAUGAUUCGUUUAAAAGCGAGCUUCGGCGCAUGAUUUUACUUACUUAGUUUCUACUAGUGCGUCAAGAUAUAAUCAUUGAUUGAGUACUGAAUUUUCUGAUUGUCGUUAUGCCAUUUUCCCCAAUAUUGGCCCGCCUCUACUUUCUUUCCUGUUUCUUUCGCCUCAUUGGCUCUUGUCCUUUCUUUUUUCCGCAAGCUGCAUCGGUUAAAGCCUGCCCUCAACCGCCCUUGCUGUCGUGGUGAUUCCUCCUGCCAGACUUUGCGGCUGGAGAUGGCGACCCAGGCGCUCGCCAGAGAAGACGCGAUCGCUAGCCAUCAAAUCAGCAAUAGUCAAAACAAGAACGCACCGAGGAGACAAGUCAAUGAGCUACCUCUUUAAAGGGAACGGCUUGACGUAUUGCCUUUUGCGAACAACCCAUCAUUAAUUAUCUCUCUACGUUCGUUGCAGUUGCACUGGGACUUGCACUGAAACAUGGUGGAGGACAAGCGAUGAUGAUAUCUGGACAUUCUGAAUAUAAUUGACUUUCAUCAAUCCUGAAUACGAAUAGUUGAUGCAAAGCGUGGAGGUCCAGUAGUCUUGCAGUGAAGAUGCUCUUUUGUUCACACCCGUUAGAAAAAGUUAAAGGUCUUUUGGAACAGCACUAGUGAAUGAACAAAGAAGAAGAGGGAGGAGCAGCUAGUUCGCAAAAAUUCCAUUGUCGUUGUGAGCAUUGACUGUUCGCAACUUGUGAAGCGUAUGGAUCUCUUUUUUGAGCGCGUGCCAGCUCUCAGAAAAACGAUGUGGAAAACUCUGUAGAUCCGCUUUGAAGAUCGAGUACCGACGGUGUUGCGGAUAUCGAGCCUAUCACGUAUAGAUACAUAGGAAAGCCAAGUACUCACAUCAUCAGAAAUUUUUUCACUAAGACGUUUUACUAGCGAACCUGAGUUUAUGGAUUCUGAGAGAACCUGAACUUAGUCAGCAGCUCAAGUUCUCGUCGAUCUUCAUUCCCAGGCUUAUUUCACGUGAGAGGCAGAGACAGAGAAUAUCCAUGUUCUUCUUAUCGCACCGGGCGAUGAAGGCUAGAGUGCCCCAUUUCAACUUAACCGUGUGUGUUGAUAAUGGUAGCAAUUAGUAGCGAUGGAAUGUCGACUUGACAUCUAGAAAUCUCCCGUCUUUAUCAGGCCAUCUAAAACUGAUGGUUUAUCUCACCAGCAGCACCAUCUUCUAGUACUCCCCUGUCUCCUCUGGUUUUCACUUCUUUCUUUUCUCCCAUAUCUUGUUUAGUCACUUGAAGGAACAAG